CAUGGGAGUGAAAUUUCACUUCCUGUUGUUUCCCAGGUGUGUCACCUGAGAAAUGCUGUCGUUGCUCGGGUUCUUGUCGACAUUAGAGUUUCGAAGUUGUUAGUUACAUUCCUUUUUUUCUCUCCGUGGACAAGGUUAUGUGGAAGUGCUGAGCAUACCUGUAGGUGAGAACCAGGAAGUAAUUGUUUAGUUUAGUCAUUUUAACGAGGACUGUGCGUUCUAAGGAAGGACGCUUGAGUUUCGCCUCCUUCGCGAAGGAACCUCCUUUUCAAAUAGACAGACCGGUUCUCUCUUCUCUAUUUGACUUCACUUUUCUUGCAGGAGACUUCUGCUUUUAUUUGAGAGGGAAUCUCUGGGAGACAAUUAGGAUGAAUUUACUUUUUGAAUGCCAGUUUGUAGCGCUCCUGCUUCUUGUUGGCUUUUCACACUCCACCACUGGCCAGGAUAAUGGUGAGACCUGCGUGUCCAAGUUCGAGAAGGGUAAAGACAAUUUUGUGCUCGACACCGAUGACUCUGUGAAAGAAGGGGCCACGUUUAUCUCUUCACCGAAAGUGGUGAAGCUCAAAGACUGCGUGGUCUCCUGCUGCAAGGAGCCGAAAUGCAACGUCGCCCUGAUGGAGAGAGGAGCCGAGGAGGGCACCAUCAGCUCCUGCUUUCUGUUUGACUGCUUAUACAAGCGGAAAUAUGUCUGCCGCUUCGUCAGGAAGUCAGGAUACUUCAAUUACAUACUGGAUUCAGUUUAUGAGAACUACGCCAAAUUGAAUGUCCCCCCACAAGAAAUUGACAGUCCACCAGUGGCCAACGCAGGUCAGGACCUGGUGGUCCAGCCUCAGGAGAGUGUGACACUGAAUGGUGUCCAAAGCAGGGAUGACAUGAAGAUUGAAUCCUUUGACUGGAAAAUGCUCACCAAUUAUCCUUAUGCGGUCAUGGAGAAAACAAAUUUUCCUGACCAGAUCAUUGUGUCCAAUUUAACAUCUGGAAAGUACAAGUUCCAGCUGACGGUCACAGACUCCAUUGGUCAGGCAGACUCCACCAUGCUCACUGUCCUCGUCCUUACCCCUGAGGAGUCUGAACACCACUGCAUGGUUCCAAAGAAAGCCGGUCCAUGUCGUGGUUCGUUCCCACGCUGGCAUUACAACGCUGCCUCAGGAGAGUGUGAACAGUUCACCUUUGGGGGUUGCCUGCCAAAUAAGAAUAACUACGUUGACAAGAAGGAAUGCAUGGACGCCUGUCAAGGCACAGGUGGUCCAAGUGGUCGAGGUCUGCCUGUUAGAGCUUCUCAAGAAGAAAUAUGUGGAGAUCCAUGUACUGCCGAGCAGUAUACCUGUGCUAAUGGCUGCUGUUUGGAUCCAGGACUGCAAUGCGACGAAAUCCCGCAAUGCAGUGACAAUUCAGACGAAGAGAAGUGCGAUUACCUGGAAGGAAGUUUUCGUAUUCUGAUCAGCAUUCCAUUGGAUCAACAGAAAGUGCGCUGUACACAGCACCCAGAAACAGGAACUUGCCGGGACAGUAUCUCAAAGUGGUACUACGACCCCAGCACACAGAAGUGUGCUCUCUUCAACUACGGAGGAUGUGGGGGAAACAACAACAAAUUUGAUUCUGAGGAUACCUGUAAGAAGGUUUGCCACGGUGUGACAGAAAAGGAUGGCUUUGAAAACCGAGAGCAGACUGAAAAAAGAGAGGCUGAUGGCAAUACAAGUAUCCUUGUCAUAGCUAUUCUACUGGGUGUAGCCAUCCUUCUUGUCCUUGGCGCCCUGGGGUACUGCUUCAUAAAGAAAAGUAAGACUCACGAACACGUCCGGGUGCCGGCUGGCAACAACACCAGCAGUUUGGGGAUAGGAGACAGUGAUCGGCUGGUCUACAAUAGCACCACCAAACCCAUGUGAACCAAUCUGUGUUCAUCUUUACUCCCAUCUUAAGAACUGUGUCACAAACAGAUUCAGGAAGAAAUUAGUUUUUCUUUUUUUUCUUCUAAUCAGUAUGUGAAUGUGUUUCAAAGAGGAUGUACACAGAGAGUAGAAAGUCUUUGAAAUGUGAUUUGUUGCUGUAAACUAUAGAAAUGAACUGGUAAAGAUCAUGUUAAAUGGGAAGAAUUACUUCUAGCAUCAAGGCAGAGCAUUAGCAGAAACCCUUCCAUUGAAAUACAAUAUUUGUAUGUGUUCUUUCUUUCAUGAUUUUUCCACAGUUCUAAUUGAUCAACUUACUUUGUGUUCAUUGUGAUGCCCUAAGUCUCUGUUAAGUUAUAGUUUAAAACAGAAGUCUUUUUAUUUGUCUUACAACCAAACCCAAGCAAUCUUGUUCAUAUGUAAACUUUUGACACCAACAUUUUGUGUUUCCUAGAGUUUCUUAACCGACAUUUGUUUUAAGCUUCUUUCACACACUGUUGUUACAUUCCAUUGAAUUUCACAUACAUGCAAAAUAUUGUACACAAUCGUAGUUUAAGAAAGAACUAUUUUCUUGGAGUUGAUUUUAUCAACUUUUUUUGUUUUGUUUUGAAGUUUGUUUUUUAGAACAAACCUUAUCUAUUUUUUAUCUUUACUGUGUUGAAUAUUUUAUUCUUCUGAUUCAUUUGUAAAUAUAAGCUGAUGUGAUCUUAUUUAGCGUUACCUGUACUGGAAUGUUCAUCUUAAAUAAAAAACAAUGUAAACCCAAA
Messenger RNA from Girardinichthys multiradiatus, 2653 nucleotides. It is a transcript of the gene spint1a, whose product is annotated as serine peptidase inhibitor, Kunitz type 1 a. Gene Ontology annotation, molecular function: protein binding; serine-type endopeptidase inhibitor activity. NCBI's taxonomy places the organism in Eukaryota, Metazoa, Chordata, Actinopteri, Cyprinodontiformes, Goodeidae. The transcript is spliced from 10 exons. The record is from RefSeq and is a predicted model, not a curated record. Bases 369 to 1886 code for a protein of 505 amino acids.